Molecule: messenger RNA, 506 nt
Organism: Patiria miniata (bat star)
Lineage: Eukaryota; Metazoa; Echinodermata; Asteroidea; Valvatida; Asterinidae
Product: succinate dehydrogenase [ubiquinone] cytochrome b small subunit B, mitochondrial-like
Exons: 4
Coding region: 43-495 (150 amino acids)
Biological process (GO): tricarboxylic acid cycle; mitochondrial electron transport, succinate to ubiquinone
Cellular component (GO): membrane; mitochondrial envelope
Molecular function (GO): heme binding; ubiquinone binding
Source: RefSeq, a predicted model, not a curated record
CAAAACAGGGGAUGGGGACCCGACUACCCAUCAGAAAGCAAGAUGGCGGCUUUGAGAAUUCUUCGGACCCGAGCUUUGCUGGUCAGCCCUCAGCUUGUGACCCGCUCGUUUCUGAAGACCGAUAAUGCUAGGACACCUUACGCUCCCACAGCUGUACACACAACUCCACAGAAUCAGAAUGCUGGUCAGUCUGGUAUGAUGGCGUCGACGCGCUGGAAAUUUGAGCACAUGGUCACUCUGGCAAUGACGGCAGCCGUUCCGACUGCUUUCAUUACACAGCAUCCUUUGCUGGACUACGUGCUGGCCGGAUGUCUGACUUUACAUGGCCACUGGGGUAUGGAGUCGAUCUUCUUGGACUACAUGCCCGGCAAGACCUUACCCAAGGUGGCCAACUCCUGUCUGUUCGGCGUCUCGGUGUUGACGUUUGCUGGGCUCUGCUACUUCAACUACAACGAUGUCGGGAUCACCAAGGCCAUCAUGAUGCUGUGGUCAUAAACCAGCCCAGA